GGGUGAGGUCAUGUGACAUCACAGCAGCUGCUAGCCUAAGAAUUUCUGUUUUCUCACUUUGAGAGUGAGAGGCAGAACAAGGAGGGGAGAGAUAGGCAGCGUGUGUGGCGUGUUGCUUUGUUAGAUAAGCUCCAAACGGUCUUUGUGAGCACGAGAGAGAGGAAGGCAGGGCGGACAGCCAAGCAGGAGAUAGAAGGAGAGCCAGGCAGAGAGCAGGACCAUGGUGCGUGUCCCUACCGCCGCGUCUGCCGCUCUGAGCUGCGCCCGGUUCAACUACAACAGGCUGUGUGGGGGACAGAGCCGGCUCUUCUCCUUUGUGCAGCAUGAGCCAUGAGCCAAAGUCACCAUCAUUAGGAAUGAUCUCCACAGCGACCCGAACCACGGCGACGGUCAGUCCCCUCACCCCGUCGCCGCUCAAUGGCUCCAUCGUAGCCAAUGGAAGUCCAGCCACACAGUCAACGCAUUCUGGGUUUGCUGCAGCCCUCCGUAAACUGGCGAAACAGGCAGAGGAACCUCGAGCUGCGUCCUCCAUCAGCAGUGAGUCCUCACCAGUGUCGUCCCCAGCCACCAACCACAGCUCUCCAGUCAGUACGCCCAAGAGGGGCCCCCUUGGUCCAGGCCCAGUGCUGGUGCCCUCUGUUGGUCACAGUGUGCCAAACACUCCACCUGUUGUCACCAUUGCUCCAACUAAAACUAGCAACGGCCUCUGGAGAAGUGAAAGUCGCCAGGCUGAGUCUGGGCCUCGUGGGGUGAGCAGAGAACGCCUGGGUCCAGAGGCAGCCCUUCCCCAAGAAAAGACUGGCCACCCUGUCACAGCACAUCUUAUAGGAAACCCGUAUGCCUUUGGACUGCCUCCUGGUGCGGUCAUGCAGGAUUCACGUUUCCAGCCCCUCAACUUGCCCCGACAGUUGCCUAAUGCCGUGCCCCCUGGACCUGUGCCUGAAGAGUACCUCCGUGGUUUCCGACCCUAUGGAACAGCUGAAGAUCCUCUCCGCAUGCCCUCAUUGCCCUUGGGUCUGGACCCAGCCACUGCUGCUGCAGCAGCGGCCUACUAUCACCCCAGCUACUUGCCGCACCCCUCCUUUACACCGUAUAGGAUGGAAGAGCAGUUUUGCCUCUCUGCUUUGAGGUCACCUUUCUAUCCACUGCCAGCUGGGGGAGCAUUACCACCGAUCCAUCCCUCUGCUGUACACAUGCAUCUAUCUGGUGUCCGCUACCCUGGAGACUUCACGCAUUCGUCGCUAUCAGCACUGCAGUCUGAGAGGCUUCAGCUUGAAGAUGAGCUGCGGCAAAGAGAGAGGGAACGCGAGCGCGAACGUGAAAAAGAGAAAGAACGGGAAGCGGAAAGGGAAAAGGAGAGAGAGAGAGAGCGAGAAAGAGAGAGGGAGAGAGAGAGGGAGCGAGAGCGGGAGAGGGAGCGAGAAAAGGAGCUGGAGAGAGAACGAGAAAGAGAGCGGGAACGAGAGAAAGAAAGAGAGAGAGAGAAGGAGCUGGAGAGGCAGAAAGAGAGAACACUGAGGGAAAAGGAACUGCAAGCAUCUAAAGUCUUGGAGAGUCACUAUGUAGUUGAUUUCCAUGGCCUGAGGGGGCAAGAAGACCGAACUAAGCCUGAAAGACUUACUCCAAAUCGGGCUGAUAAAACCAAAGAGCCCGCCCUCCCUGCACCCAAACCAGUACCACCUGGACUCCACUCCAUGGUUCCUCCUCAUCAUUCUCUUCCUCACCUUUACAUGGGUCCCAGCACUGUUGGGGCAGGAGUUUUGUCUACCAUGAUUACUCCAAGGAACAAUGAGGAAGAAAGGUGGUUGGCACGCCAACGUAAGCUACGGCAAGAAAAGGAGGAUCGUCAGUACCAGGUGUCUGAAUUCCGCCAGCAGGUUCUGGAGCAGCACCUGGAUCUGAGCCGCACCGCAGACUCAGAUCACAGAGCAGAUCCACAGAGAUCCGUACCAAAUCACCAUGAACCAGGAAGCCGGGAUCUCCACGCUCACUUAGGUGCCCCUCCGCCUCUCAUUUCUCCCAAACCCCCUCUGUUCCAGCGUGAGCACCAUCCUCCACCUCCCACCACACUGUGGAACCCUGCAUCACUCAUAGAAACCUCAUCAGAGUCCAGGCGUAACCAUGAUCCCUCAGGGAUGGGACACUAUGAACGGCUGCCUUCAGGGCACUCAAAAUAUGAGGACACCAGCCGCAGAAGAGAGGGGGGUGUAAUGGAGAAGUAUCCCCCAUUGAGGUGUCCUCCUGGCUCAGAGCCUAGCACAUUCCUUGCUGAUUUAGAGAAAUCCACACAGUCCUUUUUUAACCAGCAGAGGGCAUCAUUGUCUCUGGCAAGCCAGUAUGAUUUGGAAGGAGCCAUCAAAAACAAAAAUAUUCAGGGCCACAGUAGACUGGGUCAGACCAUUGGAAUCAUCUCUGGCUCAGCUGUGGCACAGGUAGCAUCUGUCGGGAUAAGCCCAGAUAUGACACUUAUCUAUGAUGAGUUCCUUCAACAGCAUCGAAGACCAGUCAGCAAACUAGACCUAGAAGAGAAGAGAAGAAGGGAGGCUAGGGAGAAAGGUUACUACUAUGACCUGGAUGAUUCAUAUGAUGAGAGUGAUGAGGAGGAGGUCCGAGCUCAUCUCCGCAGAGUGGCGGAGCAGCCGCCUCUCAAACUGGAUGAUUCCAAUGAGAAAUUGGGCUUCUUGGGAGUGGUUGGGCUGACUACAGUGAUCCACAGGGAAGAGGUUGUACAGCAGAAGAGAAGGAAGCGAAGGCGAAUGCUGAGAGAGCGCAGUCCUUCACCUGUGUCACAGCUCAAACGCACCCCCCCUCCUCCGCAGCUCAGCACCCGCUUCACGCCAGAGGAGAUGGACCAGGCGCCAGAGCUAGAGGACAAGAAGAGAUUUCUCAAUAUGUUCAGGCUAUCACAUGUGACUGUGCAACAGCGGCUAGAUAAUGAAAGGGUGACAGAGCUCCUUCAGGCUAUUAAAGAAAAGAGCAUAACGUUGGAUAACAUCAGACAUGCUUCUCAUCCACUCUGCAAAAGCCCUUCAACGCAGAUCUCUGACUCCCAGACUCCCUCUGAGUCAGAAGAGCACGUCAUUGUCAGGCCACAUAGUCCCACCUUACAUUGCCCAGCAUCCCCCAGUGGUUAUUCCAAACCUCAUGGCGACACAUUAAGACCAAAGGAACCCCCAUCCUCAGCUGUCUACCCAGACAAGUCCCGGGGGUCUGGUGAGGGACACAUCGCUAAGAAGAACUCUAGUCUGUUGCACAGCUUGCGGCCCCCUCUACCCCUGCAGGCUAAAGAAGGCCUUCACAGCAUCAACGGUCGCACCAAGCCCUGGGACAGUUUCACGCCUGAAGAAUUUGCCCAACAGUUUCACGAAUCAGUGCUUCAGUCAACACAGAAGGCUCUGCAGAAGCAUAAAGGUACUGGCUCAGGUUCAACAGAGUCAUCCCAUCUCCUGGAGACAUCAGUCCAUUAUAACAUUCCUGAGCUGCAGAGCACACCAGGACGACCAGCACAAUCUCACACAAACUCCAUUUCCCGUGCUGUCACACACUCUCAACAAAAUGGGCAACACUUCUCUGGAACAAUACACCGGGAAACCUCAGGGAGAAGGGAGGACAUGUCUGGUCCAGAGGAUUCAGAGGAAGAUGAAGAUGAUGAAGAGGAGCCACCUACAUCUAGGUGGCAGGGGAUAGAGUCUAUAUUUGAAGCAUAUCAGGAAUAUGCUGAAGAGCAAAAUUUGGAGCGUCAAGUAUUGGAAAAUCAGUGUCGGAGAUUAGAAGCUCAAAACUACAACUUGAGUCUCACUGCUGAGCAGUUGUCCCACAGUAUGGGGGAGCUUGUGUCUCAGAGACAGAGGCUAGCAGCAGAAAGGGAGAAGCUGCAAGCAGAAUUGGAACAUUUCAGAAAGUGUUUGACACUACCACAGACACAAUGGCCCAGAGGCAGCCAUUACAAGGGUUACCUUCCCAGGUGACCCCCACAAGUGCCCAGGCCCUUGCCGCCUCCACUUUGAGACUCAGAGUUUAUUUUUAUUGACUUGGUAAAUGUGGCGUCCUGGAAGAGAUUGUUGAUUUGAUUAUAUGAAUGAUUCAAUGUAUAAGCGAGGCCAUACACUGAAGGACAGUCUCUGAUUUGUGGCCUGGUUGGACUUUUGCCACGAGCCACACAAAUGUGUGCCAAUGUAGCCAAUCAUAAAUGUAGGGGUAGGAGUGCCUAAAGAACAACAUCCUUCAAGUCCAUGUAGUUGAGGCACCUUUGCUUGGCCAGCCCCUUGGUUGGCCAGCCCCUUGUUGCCACGCUUCACAGACAAUCCUGCCAAUGAGGGAGCAGCUACUCCACAAUGGGUGUGUUCAAGAAACUCAAACACAAUAAACAAAUGCUUCUGGCCCAUUGGAGCCAACUUCAUCAUAGUGGCCAUUUGAGCUUUUGAACUGGAAAUGCACUUAAAAUGAAAAGCUGAAGAACUACCUGGUGGUACUGCGUUACAAGAACUCUUGAAACUAGGGAAGAAUUUAAAAACUGCACAUUUUUGAAAGACUUAAUGAAAAUGUUUUAUUUGAAAAGAUAAAAUUUGAAAAUAAGAAUUUUAAAAGGUGCUUGAGCCUUGACAUGUAUAUAAUAUGAAGAAAGAAUUUUGUAUGUUUUUAUUAUUACUUUAAUCCUUGUUUUAAAAGAAAAAGCCUGCCAUUUUUAUAUGUUUAUGCUUUUGGGUUAAAAAGAAAGCCUUGCUUUUAGUGUUUAUACUGCUGCUGGCCAGAACAGCUGAUUUUAGAUUUUAAACAGAGUGAGAGGAAACAGGAUCUUCUGCUUGUUUUACUCGUUUCACGACCACAGCCACAGACACUUCAUCUGGUCCCAAGUUGAGCAAAGCUCAACCUCACUCAGAGGCUUCAAGUUAUGGCUCCUGUCUUUUGCCUUUGUUUACAGCAGCAUGUCUGUCAAAUGUCUAUCACAUUUAGAUUGUUUACUUGACUUAAAAAUCAGACAUGAAGAGAAUCCAGCUGACAACCCCACUAUUUAUACAUUUAUUUUCAACAGUUCUGGACAUAUGAAACAAUAUAGCAAUUGUUGUUAUGCCUUACUAGAUCAUGUUCUUAUCACCAGCCAUGUGCCAAAUUAUGUCUUUAAUUUGUGGUUAGGUAGCCAAAAAUACCCAGAAUUGCCAUCUUAUAGUACUAAAACAAAUCCAUAUCAUUCCUUGAUUUUUAAUCUGUUCUGUUGUUUUAUAGCACACAGAAAUCAGUGGUCUCUUUAUCAACAACUGUAGGGGGUAAAAAACAUAUUAAAGUAAAGCUGUAUUGAAGAGUUGCAACAAACACACAAGGAAUUUUGCAUGCAAGAUGCACUGAUUAAGGUUAAUGUAGGGUAUGCUGUAGUUGAUAUUAAAUGAGAAAAUGACACAGACUGUAGUCCAAAUACCCAACACAAAGAAUACAAUAGUCUCAAGUGCCUCCAGAAUUUAGGAGCUUGUGAAGGUGUUUGCUUUUAUCACUGCUGUGGUCAUCAGGGACUCAAUUUGUUGUUCUGUGUUAUACAGUAUACUCCACAUGUGUCCAUUGUUCUCUCACAUCCUCCAUUUGUGUGCAUUUUAAACUGUCAACAAAUUCUACAUUUUCAAUCACAAGAAUAUAGCCAAUAUUAUCAAUUGGUCUAUGUAGUUACAUGCAUGCAAGACAUAAGCUGCCAAGAUGAGGAAAAUGUCCUUUAGGAGCCUAACUAUAUCUCCAGUCCAUGCACACCAUGCAAUAGCCCCAUGAUUCAGCGGAGGAUGUCUAGAUGCUGUGAAAUCCUGUUUUGAAAUGUACUUGUUUGAAUUCAUUGUAAUGUAAUAUAUUCUUUGUUGAAUGUAGUAAUUAGGUAUUUAUGAAUAUAUGACUGUGAUUUCAGACAAAAAAUAAAAUAUUUAAAAAAUGUG
Molecule: messenger RNA, 5909 nt
Organism: Periophthalmus magnuspinnatus
Lineage: Eukaryota; Metazoa; Chordata; Actinopteri; Gobiiformes; Gobiidae
Gene: gse1b
Product: Gse1 coiled-coil protein b
Exons: 16
Coding region: 324-3968 (1214 amino acids)
Source: RefSeq, a predicted model, not a curated record